This is a messenger RNA of Nasonia vitripennis (jewel wasp), 5063 nucleotides long. RefSeq names its product SH3 and multiple ankyrin repeat domains protein 1. Gene Ontology annotation, cellular component: cytoplasmic vesicle membrane. NCBI's taxonomy places the organism in Eukaryota, Metazoa, Arthropoda, Insecta, Hymenoptera, Pteromalidae. The record is from RefSeq and is a predicted model, not a curated record. Bases 957 to 2243 code for a protein of 428 amino acids. The transcript has 9 exons.
UCUCUCUCUCUCUCUCCACAAGCUCACACAGCCAUUGUUAUGUGCCACUUAUAUCGCUCAUCUAUCCAUACCGUAAAGUAUGUGUCGUCGUCAUUGCAUCGAGUGUAUAAUUCGCACAUGCACCUGUCUCUCGAGGGGGAACUCUCUCCCACCACACGUAUAACCGCGGGAUAUCCUACAUACCUAUAUAAUAUAGCGACUUGUGUUAUAACAGCGUGGUGGGGACGAUCAAUAGCUGAUGUGCAGCGGGGUAGAGGUAGAAAACUCCGAGCGGGGGUAGUUUACGUAUCCAACCCUCUAUGCGUGUGUGUACGUAAGCUCGGGGGGUAUUUUUAGAGAGCGGUUGAGCUUUUAGGUACAGGUAUAUAGCGCGCAAGCUCCGAAGCGCGGUAAACUCGUCGAAGGAUUUUUUUUUAUAAUGUUAUGUAGUCGAAAGCUUGGGGGUAGGGGGUCAAGACGCAAUUGCAGCUAAUCUUUCACCGAGUCGAGUGCUUUAUUCGAAUUUCAGCCCUCGCACUGUACAGGAACUGCAUCGGCGUUUCGUUUUCAAAAAAAGCGUAUUCGACGACGAGCAACCCUCCCCACACGUACAAUACCCGCUCCCAGCCUCGGGGGGUAUCCUACCCUCGCUUACACCCCCCCCCCACACACACACACACGCACACACACACACAAAGGGAGAGGCAGAGAGCGCGCGCGUGGUCGUCGGCGUCUCUCUGGUGCAUUGCGUGCGUCAGUCAGUCGUCCUCCUCUCCUUCUUCUUCUCUCCUCGAUCUCGGCUAUACAUAGGCAGCUGUAUACCUACGCUGUCGUCGCAUCUUUCUCUCCGUGUAUAUCAUGUUGCGGCGGUGAGAACAACAUUGGCGGCGGCUGUAUAGACAACGGCGGCAACAUGGAGAUCGACAUGGAGUUCGAGCAGAACAGGCUCGACGCUGUAGUGCGAUUAUCAUCCGCGGAUGGAGUGGCUCGAGGCUACCGAGGGACAGAUGUGGCUGAGGGCUGAUCUGAGGGUUGAUGCCGACGACGAGGUCUCGGCGAAGCUCUGCGAUGGAGGUCACGUAUGCACAUUUCCAAAGGAAUGCUGCAGCCUGGGUUGCUGCAGUUACUCGACCUUUCCUCAGAUCGGCAACUCCGUCACGGAAAUGUUCAAGUUUCUCUUCUGGUACUACUGGUACCUGUGGAUCGCAGUGUUCGCCGGUCUGAUAAUCGCGGCGGCUUGCGGAUGUUGGCUCUGCCGCAGGAGGCACGCGAACAUGAUGGAGGACGGAACGAUUUCCGAUCGAGCCUCAACCGGCUCCUGCUACCUUCCGCCGCACUACAGCCGAUGCAGCUCGAUAGUCCAGGCUAUGCCGCCGCCCUAUAAUGAGGUGACGGCGAAACCGGACCUGUACCCCCUGGUGAUCGGCUACGACGACGGUUUCGGCAAAGGAGCCUCGGGUCUGGUGAUGCGAUACUUCAGGUCGCUGUCCCACGCCAGUACCCUCGACUCGCUCAGCUCGAGUUUCAUGUGCAACGUCGUCAACGAGGCCAACACCAUCAUCCCACCGCCCUACUCCUGCAACAACAGCGUCGACGAGCUGUCGACCGUCGGUGCUGGUUCUGGGGCAGCAGCAUUGGGCGGAGGUGCCGUCGGAGGAGCCCGAGAACGACCAACAAACUUUGGUGAGGGCUCGCUUGCGUCGUUGGCGAACCAUCGAACCACCUCGGACGUGUCGAGCUUGGCGGCGCAGUCGCCGCUGUCCCCGCCGAGGGCUACCAGCCCUACGAUAGAGAUUCCGUCAGAGUCGCUUCGCGAGCUGCUGGACAAGAUCCAGCAACUGCCCCAGCUCCCGGCAUCCCAGCAAAACCGGCCGCAGGCGUUGUUCUCCCUCGGCCUGGGCCAUCGCUCGAGCAGUCCUCCAGCUGACGAGCAGCUGUUGCCCAGCUCGACGUACAGCUCGCAGGCGACCUCGAGCAGCGGCCAGCAACGAACGAAGCGUACCCGUGGCAAGACGUACGUCUCGGUGGGACCACCGCCUCAACGAAGCACCAAAUCCGCGAGGUCCUGGCUAUCGAGGUCCGCACCCACGACGCCGUCCGGGCCCAUCAAUCCUGUGGCUGCUUUCCUACCAGGCGGUCAUCAUCAUCAUCAUCACCAUCAUCACCAUCACGUAGAUCCUGGCAGUAGACAGCAGGCGGUGCCGUUGCUGCUGGCCGAGCAGGACGAGAACGAACACGGUAACGGUGCGCCCGAGAUCGUCUGAGUUGGUUAGUGAAGCUCAAUAGGGAGAGGAAAAUACAGGAUUGCUUAUCGACGGUUUUGUUGAUUUUUCAUUUGGAGUUGGCCGUUGUCGAGGAUCGAGAUCGUAGAUCGUCUAUUUUUAUCGCGUUGUGUAAAAAGCUACGGUUAUCGUAACGUAUACUAGAGACAAUAGGGUAUUUUACACUUAUUAUUCUACCGAGUCGAAUCGAGAAGGAAGAAUCGCUGUUUUUUUCAGUCUAUACAAUACUUCCUUUUUUCUCGUGAAAUCUCAUUCAAUGCACAAGCAAAAACGAACGCGUUACAUUACGAUGAGUCACAUCGCCGCAACAAGCAAUUCUGUUAUUUUUUUUUUAAAGCCAGACUCCGUUCGGGAGCGUAAAUUCGGUCCAACUUGACUCGAAAUUCAAAUUGUCAACGAUAUAAACGAAAAAUAACUCACUCGCGUCCGAUUUCACUGUUCGAUCUCUGUUAAGAACGAAUAAAAGAUAAAUUAUAAGUAUAACGAAUGUCGCGCUGAAUUUCUGCUCUCCGAACGUACGUUGCAGCCUAUAUAUGCCCUGAAGGGACUUUUAAUAGCCAGGACCCAGAGUUUGCUGGGGCCUUAUUAGAUGAUUUUUCCAUAUUGAAUUCGCCCCGAGCCGAAAAUACCUCGCUGGAUUUUCCUCGAAUUGAGUAUAUAUCGUAUAUAUUGUAUACAUAAAAUUUAGUACGUUAAGUGUUGUUUCACACCCUUCAAGAUUCGAAUUUUUCGCGUUUUUCGUGUCGAGUAGUUAUAUCGAGGGUCGUUGUUAUAUACUAAUCGUGAACGUUAAUAGUAAAGUAAACAAAUUAAAACUCGAUGUUGUUGAGUGUGACGAUGGCGAUUUUUACGAAAAGAAACACGCAUCUAGCGCGAAAUUUCACACGUUCUUAAGGACAUAAGGAUUAAAGGACAUUUUUAACGAUCUAGUCAUCUUAUUAGUUGUCCCGUUAAGUUGAAUAUCGUUUACAUUCUUUCAACGAGGGCUAGAUUAACGUGUGAGACCAAAACAUGUAUUAAAAAGUGCCGAUUUUAGUGUAACACUUUUUGCUUUUAUCGAUACGGAGGCAAGAGGCGAGGAGGUCCUUUUUUAAGAAAUAUUUGUGUAACAAACUGUCAACAUCGAAAAAACAUGUAGCGUUGCCAAAAUUCCACCAUAUAAUUUUCGUGAUUGUUUGUAUAUCAAUACAACACGAAUGUAUGACCUGUGUCAGAAGAUUUCUCGGAUUUUAAAUUCGGUGAAUUUGCAAUUCGAACGAAGCUCUCACGUCAUUUCUGAUCGGCCAGGAUUUUUACCGAUUCGAUGCGUCAUUUAGGCAACGAGCAUAGAGAGAAAGAGAGAGAAUGCUUACGACUAGAAAAAGAAGCUACCAAAGUACAGACGAAACUAAAGGUUCUUUGUGUCACUGUAAAUACACACCGAUGCGUCAUAUACAUAUAAAUUUCUUGUGGCGAUAAUAUGACAGAGAUGAAUCAACGAAUAAGAGAAUUGCGUUCCAAACUCGUAUGCAUACACAAUAGGAAAGCAAGCAGAAAUAAAAAUGUGUAAAUUGAAACGAGCGCCGUUAAAAUUAACAAUAGACUGAGGAGUGACGUGAACGAUGCCGUGUGAUUGUCCUCGCAUCUUCGCGUCCCACUGCGACCGAGGCAUCGAAAAAAACGAAAUCGACUUUUAUCAUUGUAACUGUCCAGUCCGUUGUACCGCUGCCGUUCAAGGGCUCGAAAUUGUUGUUUUUCAUAAAAAUGCACGUAUAAAGCGAACGACGCAAAGUUUUCGCACGUGUAGGUCUGAUUUCGUCUCGGCUGUAAGUUUUUCAGGAUAUUAUGUAAUAGGUGAUACACACGCGAUUGAUUUGGAAAGACUUUUCUGUGAGAAUUCGUUUCAUCCUUGUAUUGUUUGUGAUAGUGAAUGUCUAGCAUUGCGAGUUGAAUUACGGUACAUUUACUUUUGCACUGUUUCGAAUCGGAUAUGUGCGUCGCCUAUGUAAUAGCGAGUAUAUACAUGUGCGCGAGGCGACCCUCUUUUUAGCCUAUAGUAGCGGAUUUUUCAGAUCAAUCUAUAAUUACCUCCUUCUCUCUAUCUAAUUCUAACUAUUCAAACGAAUCCGCGCGAUCGUUCUAUAUCGUAUAUUCGUAAUUAAUCGUCGAGUUCACGAUGUGCCGAUGUAUGUAUUUAUCUGCAUCAGUUCCAGACAGUUUUACUCUAAUUGUUAAGAAAAAAUCUACUUGCUAAGAAUCAUCGUAUUACAAUAAUAAGACUAUAUAUGCAUCCGUAAUUAAGAGUGUAAACUAUAAUAAUACAUACAAGCUUUGGAUUUUGUUACGUUUGAACUUUGUUGGGCCAACUCGCCGAGCUCACUAUAUUCGUUCCUAUAAACAGAUCAAUAUACGUUCAAAUACACUUUAUACAUUCUGCAUAUAAUUGUUCGUUAAUUUGUUCAACGAUAUAUAUAUAUAUAUAUAUAUAUAUAUAACCGUCUGUUAUACAUAAUACACCGUUUUUUUCAAUAUAAUUCGUUAUUUCUCUUAUACAAAUGUUAACUGUAUAUUUACAAUAAUUUUAAAAUCGUGUAACGAGUUACAUAUACUAAUAGGCAAACUUGUACACAAGCUUAUGAAUUAGGCAAUAGUUAGUCAGUCGCAGGUGAGAAAGUUAACUGUUUCGAUGAAGAUUCUUGGCCAGUGAAUUUUUUCGCGCUAAUGUAUAAGCAUCGCAAUAAGAGGGACAUUUUAAGGGAAAGUUCUAUUAGUCAUAGAAUUGUUUUAUAUUCGUAUAUAUUAUUAAAAAAACUAAAACUAAAA